Molecule: messenger RNA, 879 nt
Organism: Porites lobata
Lineage: Eukaryota; Metazoa; Cnidaria; Anthozoa; Scleractinia; Poritidae
Source: the annotation of a GenBank genome assembly
AUGAACCAGACCGAAAACGUCCCUUUUUACGCGGGGAUCCCGUUUCUUGUCAUUGGAUUGAUUGGAAAUCUUUUGGUCAUACGAAUUGUGCAUAAGAUACCAGAAAUGCACACCCGGACAAAUUAUCUUCUGGUGAGUAUGGCUGUUAGUGACGUCGUCACCAUAUUGCUGUGGCCACUUUACUACUUCGAAUUUGCAAAGUUCGUUUGCAAGUUUGUUGCUCUUGCGGAAGUCGGCAUCAUGGUUUCCUCCAAUACCCUUACUGUGCUGGCGGUGGAAAGAUACCACGCGAUUCUGAAGCCAUUCAAAACAGGACUGCGGUUAAAUAAAGAUAACAUCAAGUUGGCAAUCAUUUGUAUUUGGAUCGCAAGUUUCGUUAUAUUUUUUUCGGAAUUCUUUCUAAAAGAGUGGAGCGAGACAAACUCCACAUGUAUCGGUCCCUCGACCGUACAGAUGAAUGAGGCAAGCAAAAUUUAUGUCGCCAUAAAUCUCACCAUAACCUUUAUUCAAAUGGUGGUUAUGUUUUUCUGCUAUGGGUGCGUGAUUAAGGGACUUUACUUUAGUACCGUAGUGUACCCAGAAACCGACAGAGAGACAAUAUCAGAGAAAAAGAAACUUGUCAUAACUCUAACCUUGGCCACUACGGGAUUUGUAGUGGGUUACACGCCAUAUCUGUUAUAUUUUGGGGCAUUUCUAUUAACAGGAAGUGAUAGAACCGAAGACUUUCUAGACGUAGCGAAUUUUUUUUUCGUGUCCUGUUUAAGUUUAAACCCUAUUAUUUAUGCAUUUCGUGGUAGAAAAUUUCGGGAAGGGCUUAAAAGAAUGUUGUUAUGCUGGAAACCUACAAGACAGAACGAUGCUUUUGAACUGAAUAACUAA